ACUAAAGUAUGCACGAGCCAAUGAAGACUUUGAAAAACAUCCAUGCCGAAAUUCGAAUUUGUCAAAAGUUUCCUAAAUCAACAGUUCAAAAGAGGUUUUCCGAAUUCGAAGAACUAAUUAAAGCAGCCUCGAAAAACGCGAGAAACUGGAAGCCAAUUUCGUCUGUCGAACUGUUUCAAGGGGAUUCGUCACUCAAUGAAUUGUUCGAAAAACUAGUUAUUGGAACUUGUGAACUCAGAGAUGGGGAACUUUUUGAAAACGUCAAUGAUUUAACAAUCAAUCCUUCGAAUAUUCAUGUCUACAAGCUUCAUAAGGACGGACCACUAUCGCAAAAUAUCGGUGACGAUGAUGGAGAUGAAAGCAUCAUUGGAUCUCAAUUAUGGCAGCUCCCAUGUGUUGAGUUCGAUUCCAUUUGGGAGAAUCUAAUUUAUGAUUCAAAUCUUAAAAAUGAAGUUAUGUCUUACGUAGCAGCUUUGGCAAGACUUUCGGAGAAACACGUAAACACAAAAAUCAUCAAUGUGAAUCGACUAAUUCUUUUAACUGGACCACCAGGAACAGGGAAAACUUCUUUAUGCAAAGGACUUGCCCAGCAUUUAUCAAUUCGAAUGAACGAUAAAUAUUCAAAAUCUGUAAUGUUGGAAAUCAAUAGUCAUAGCCUGUUUUCAAAAUGGUUCUCAGAAAGUGGAAAACUCGUUCAAAAAAUGUUCGAUCAAAUUGAUGAACUAGCUGAAGAUGAGAAGUGCAUGGUUUUUGUUCUUAUCGACGAGGUUGAAUCGCUCGGAAUGUGUCGUGAAUCCUCAUCAUCUCGUUCUGAACCAUCGGACGCCAUUCGAGCAGUCAACGCCCUUCUCACUCAAAUUGAUAGAAUCAGGAGACGUGAUAACGUACUUAUUCUGUGUACGUCGAACCUGGAAUCAACUCUGGAUAAAGCUCUCGUUGAUCGAGCCGACAUUGUAAAAAAUGUCGGGCAGCCUUCGGACUUUGCACGAUAUUCUAUGCUGAAAUCAUCAAUUAUGGAAUUGGCCCGGAUUGGUGUUGUUAUUGAUAAUGAAGUUCACACUGAUUAUUGGCCACAAGAUAUUUGUGAUACGAAAGCACCAAGAAAUGAGUUUACCGAGAUUCUUUUUAAAAUCGCCCAAGAAGCGCGUGGACUCUCUGGACGAGCAAUAUCCAUGCUUCCUACACUGGUUUAUUCAAAAAGUCCGGAAGAAACUAUCACACUGCCGAAUUGCAUGAAUCUCUUUCUCGAGGCUGUAAAAGAGCGUCUGAGUAGAAAUAAUUAAAUUUUAUGCGUUGUUUUUUGUCAUUCUCGAAAUGAAGGAUUAAAAAUUUAUAAUUGAAAGACUUAAAAAUUGGAUGAAUAAAUAAAGUUGCGAC
Molecule: messenger RNA, 1377 nt
Organism: Caenorhabditis elegans
Lineage: Eukaryota; Metazoa; Nematoda; Chromadorea; Rhabditida; Rhabditidae
Gene: pch-2
Product: Putative pachytene checkpoint protein 2
Exons: 5
Coding region: 9-1283 (424 amino acids)
Molecular function (GO): ATP hydrolysis activity; ATP binding
Source: RefSeq, marked reviewed